Pseudopipra pipra is the source of this 4119-nucleotide messenger RNA. RefSeq names its product ankyrin repeat domain 42 (gene ANKRD42). The transcript has 14 exons. Gene Ontology annotation, cellular component: nucleus. The coding region runs from base 1535 to 3055 and encodes 506 amino acids. The record is from RefSeq and is a predicted model, not a curated record. NCBI's taxonomy places the organism in Eukaryota, Metazoa, Chordata, Aves, Passeriformes, Pipridae. Gene Ontology annotation, molecular function: protein binding.
CCUUCCCCUUUCGCUUGCCCGGGGGCGAGGGGCGGCCCCCGAGUGGCUCGGGGUAGGACGGGCUUGUCCGCGCCGCGCUCCCUCCGCUCGGGUUCCCCGGCGCUCCCCGGCCUGUGGCACAGGGCUCCGCCGAGACACACACACACCCUGUGCCGAGGAUGCUCCGAUAUCCGCCAGACGCGCGGGGAAAGGCGGGGAGCGGCGCUGGCCGGUCGGGCUCGCCCGCCCUGCCCCCGGGCGACUGAGCUGGGCUGGGCCGGGCCGGGCCGGGCUGGGCCGGGCUGGCGGCUCCCGCGGCCCUGGAGCUGCUGCCAAAGGCGAGCUGUGCGGGAUUGUCUUCUUUGUGUGUUACGGGAACGUCGCAACACCUAACAGUGCCUCUUUCCCCUGUUCUGUGCCAUGUUCUUCUUCCCUUAAUCUCUUUAACUGAAUUUUGGGCAGGUACUGAUCUCAAAAUCCUUAGUUAAUUUUUUCCACAAAGUUUUCUCCGAGGACGUCCAGUGUUUGAUACCUUUGAUACCUUUUUUUUUUUUUUUUUAAAUAGAAAUUGUACUAAAAUUCUGGGGCCUGCCCUUCAGUUUGAAAAUCAGUAUAUUUUUUUACAGGACUGAUGUUAACAGCUGUUUAUUGAACUUCAGACCCAGGGCUGCUGCCUUUGUCUUGUGUCAAGCAGCCAUGCAGCCAUCCACCCUGGGCAUCUGCCUCCAUGCAGCUGCAGGUCUCCAGAGGGGGAGGGGAGACAAUAUUUCUUCUGCUAGUGGGCCUUGUUGUUUGCUUUCUUCUGGACAAAAAACAAAAAAGGGGAAAAAAAAAGAUCUUGAAGUUGCUGCACUGUAACAUUGUGUUAAACACAUUAGUACUUUGCCAAGUAGUGCAAUCGGCCAGAUCUGCCUGUGAUUUAAAGUUGUAUAAUUGGGCUGCAAUCUCUAACCCUCACUUGUUAUAAUGAGAAAUUUCUCCCUUAUUGAAAAAUUAUAUCCUGGUGAUACUGUUUCUUAAAAAAACCCCCAAACAACAAAAAACCCAAACCAAACAACUCAAACUACAAAACAUUCUUAAAUAUUAUUCAGAAACAUGAACUAGAUGACCUCCCAAAGCCCCUUCCAGCCCAACCUAUUCUGUGUUUCUGUGCUGCUGCUCUUUGUUCAAACAGUAUUUUGCAGGAUGGAGUCACAGUUUCUAAGUGAAGCAGUGAUGCAGCCUGGGGAGCAGGGGAGGUGGAAGUGGAGUUACACGCACUCACAAGAUUGAUGAUGUGUUGUAGCACACACAGGGUGUGUUCCUGUCAGCCUGGAGUACUGAAACAGCUUCAGCCAUUCUUUCCUCUCUGUUACAAACCCAAAUCUGCCUAAGCACUACUAUCACACUACAGAGCACGUGAAAAUAGGCACUGGUGGAGAAGCUGAGACACUUAAUAACUUAAGACCUACAGUUUUAUGCUUGCUUGACUUGCAGAACAGUAGCCCACCUCUUCAGGACUUCUAACAGCGUGAAAACUAAUCAAACAGUGUUAGUACAUUUUGCUACUGGAAUAAUGACUACUGUAGAAGUUGUCGAGAAGAAGCAAAAUUAUACUAGUGUGCAUGAAGCAGUGAAAGCUGGUGAUGUAGAACAGCUUGCAUUGAUGAUUAAAAGUGGAGCUGGUGUUAACGAGGUGGAUGUAGUCCACAAAUUCACACCCUUGCACUGUGCUGCCCACUCCGGAAGUCUGGAGUGCCUUCACUGGUUGCUCUGGCAUGGAGCUGACACAACUCAUGUGACUGUCAGAGGCUGGACAGCAGCUCACCUUGCGGCCAUCCGAGGGCAGGAUGCCUGCAUGCAGGCUUUAUUAAUAAAUGGAGCAAACACAGAAGCUCAGGAUGACCGUGGGUGCACGCCGGCACACUUGGCUGCAGCCCACGGGCAGUCCUACACCUUGCAGACCAUACUGAGAAGUGGAGCGAAUGUAAAUGUUUCAGACAGGAAUGACUGGAAACCUGUUCAUUAUGCUGCUUUUCAUGGUCGUUUGGGGUGUUUGCAGCUUCUUGUUCGAUGGGGAGCAUGUAUCGAUGAUGUGGAUAACAAUGGAAACCUUCCAGCCCACCUGGCAGCAGUGGAAGGACACUUGCAUUGCUUUAAGUUCUUGGUUGGGAAAAUGGCCAGUGUCACACACACGCUGAAAGCCAGGAAUGACCAAGGAGAGACUCCAAGGGACUUGGCUGAACAGUUCUUUAAAGAUAAUAUUCUGCAAUAUAUUGAUAGUAUGGAAAAAGAGAGGGAGCAUCCAGAGGCACAGGAAGUUUUAGCUUUCCCAGCUCAUGACACUGCUUUCAAAGGGGACUUGUUAGUGCUUAGAAGAUUAGUGAGAAGUGGAGUAAUCAAUAUCAAUGAGCGGGAUGAUAAGGGAUACACUCUCAUGCACAAAGCUGCUGAACAGGGGCAUAUCCAUUGCUUACAGUGGUUGAUUGAAAUGGGAGCUGACUGUGACAUUACAAAUGAUGCUGGAGAGACUCCAAAGGAUGUAGCCAAGAGAUGUGCCCAUCUGGCAGCUGUGGAACUUUUGAUACCAAGAACUGGAGACAGUAACUCUAGUGAUGAAGAACUAGAUGCAAACAACAUAAAGUUUUUUGAAAGACAUGGUGUGGAAGGGAGUACAGAUAGCAAAGAAGAUUUAACCCUGGAUGAAGCAGAGAAAAGGAAUGCACGGAUAAGGGCCUAUCACAAGAUUCAAGAACUAAAGCAACUUCUAGAAAUUGCCUACAGCAACUACAGACAGCUGGGAGGGAUAACUGAAGAGGAGAGGAAGAUGAAAAGAGAAGAAAGGAAAGCUGAGAAGGCUGUGAGGGAGCUGGAGGCCCAGCUGGAGUAUGAGCGAGUCAGGCGGGAGAAGCUGGAGAGCCAGCUGGAUGACUACCGUGCUGAGAUAAGCCACCUUAGGGAGAGCCUGGAGAAAACCUGCAUCCCCCCUGCUGUCCCCAUGGAAGCUGAGACAAUUGCCAAGUCUUGCAAAGACAAAAAGAAAAUAAAGAAGCAGCCAGCCUGCAGCCCAGGAGGAGUGUUUGUGAGGCUACGCUGAGGAACAACCCUCCAAGGAGGGGCAGGAGACUGCAAAGGAAAUUAGCUGCAAACAGAUGGAAGAAAACGGUAACAACACUAGAGCAGAGCCUCUUAAACUCCAUGAAUUGCUGCAGGUGUGACAGAGCAAUUUGAGAAGACAGUGGCUUGCCUUAGAUGUCAUACCCUGCACAGCAGCACUGUGGUGGUGAGAUGGGGGCUGAAUUCAGCAGCCUAAGGAAGCAUGUUUUCAGGGACACAUCCGAACAGCUACACUGGAUACUCGGUGCACCACAGGCUACAGGAACUUUUACUACUGGAAGCUGUAUUACAGGAGAUGCUGUAUCAGGUCUUGCAUUAGAUGUGGUUAUAAUGAUUUGCCACUGAACCAAACGACAAUGAACUGACGAUACAGGUAUCUGACACAACACCAGGAUAUCCCGGCAGCACCCCUGACAAGCUGUCUUUUGGAUUUGUUAUGCUGCUGUUUCAAUCAGUGUUAGAAUAAAGCUAAUUACAUUUCCCUUUGAAUUUACUCUUGCUUCCAAAUAUAUUGCAUUACUCUCUUUUUGUCCAGCUCCAACACAAUGAAAACUUCACUGGUUUUAUGUAUAUAUUGAGAAGACAAUCUCAAAUUAGACUGAGAUUUGUUCUGCUUGGCAGGGGAAAGUACAAGUGCUGUCACACUGAACUGUAUGUCUGUGGAGACUGAAUGGGAAGCAGAACUGGUCACUCUCAGACCAGUCCCGAAUGACAGCAAACUUUCAGGGUAACCCAAAUGACCUCAGGAGAACUUCUGUAGCAACUCUGCCAUGUCAGUGGCUGCUGCAGCAAGCAGAGGUACUGUCAGAUGGAUAAGGUAUUUAAGCUUUUUUUUUAUUAUUUUUUUUUAGAUCAUGUCCAUAUUCCUCCUUAUCCCAGUUCUGGGCACAAUCCUAGUCCUAGUGUGGCAUGCUCCCACCUCAUCUGUGUUCUGUGUCACACUUUAUCCAGCUGGGGGGAAAUCUCCCCCUGCAAUCCCAGCUGUCUGCUCCUACUACUGACUUCUUUCAGCAUAUACUCCUGAAUAAAAUGUUUUACAUCCAA